AUGACUUCUCGGGCUCCGCUGCAAGCCGCAGCGAACCUCCUGGCGGAGAACGUCGUUGGAGAUGUGCCGCCGCUGCAGACCAUCAAAUCGGCUAGGCGAAACUGGUUGAGCCAAAAUCAGGACCCUGCGAAUCAGGGCUCGGAUGAAGGCUUGCUAGCAUGGAGGCAGUGGCUCCAGCAGGCCUCAUCUCGCCAGGCCAAUGUCACGGACGUUCUCGAGCUGCAAGUUCACCACCUUUCAGGUGACAUCUGUGCGCUGGUUGCUCUCGCCUUUGUAGAGGUGGCCAAAAUGGCCAUCCAGAACGGCACCUAUGGCGAGUCCUACGCCGUGGCAGAUUGUAGCUUUAAGCUGAACAAAUCUCGGUGGACCCUUUUCCUUCUCGGUCUUUCGGCGAAACACAAAGACGAUUCUGGUAGGUGGCGAUCUGAGCUGCUGCCCUUGACCUUUGGCUGGGCCCCGAAAGAAGAUGCCGAGAGCUUGAACUACCUCCUCAGCUUCUGCGUCCAGUGGUAUGAAGAACGAGGCUUGUCGCUGCGUGCGUUGAAGGAGGCAGGGGUACGAACCUUGCCACAUUGUAUAACCCCUAUGAACCCCAGUACGCAUGUCGGAUUUGGGAUCCCCGCACAAGUCCACUGGGAUAACACAGCAGCGGGAAGAAGUGCCCAUGCUGCCGUCCUCCCUGGAGUACUGUUCCGUCGAUGCCUCCGUCACCAAUUGGCAGCUGUCCGACGCCAUGCAGGUGCGCAGAAGAAGUUCGUUGUUGCCACCAUCCACGUCACGGCCACCUGCAUGAACCCCUUCCAGUUCCAUCUCAUUUGGUCUUCGGUGCUUGAAAGAAUCGAUGAACCGGAAUGGCGAGAGUACGUGGAAGAGCAUGUGCUGCAGAGGUCCGGUGGCCUGUGGACGGCCGAGUGGUACAAGCCGCCCAGACUGGCGGAUUGGGAUCCGUCUGUGAAUGACUCGGUGUGCCGGGAUUCACUUUCGCCUGGCCUGGGCCAGAGCAUCGAGAGCUGGUGGUCUGCGGCCAAGCGAUGCAUGCCAGGUAACGUCGGCCACAUGACGAUCCAGAAUGCGACCCUGGAACUCCAGAAAUACCUGCGUGCAUCCUGGCAAGUGCAAAAGGGCUAUGUUAAGGACAAUCGUGUCCAGGAGCCAGGCGAGGACAGGUCUCGUCCUUGGCCAACCUCCUUCAAUCCCAAGUUGUUGUCCGAGGGCCUGGUGGAGCGCAACAAAGCUGAGGACGGCUAUGUGCAUCGUUGGCCGCCUGUGACUUCCCUGGUGCAACAUGCCCCCGCCAACUACUGCUGUCAGAACUUCAAGGUGUUGGAAUUUCACAGCGUCCGCCGCGUCUAA
Symbiodinium necroappetens is the source of this 1353-nucleotide messenger RNA. Lineage: Eukaryota; Dinophyceae; Suessiales; Symbiodiniaceae. The record is from the annotation of a GenBank genome assembly.